This is a messenger RNA of Syzygium oleosum, 2159 nucleotides long. Its product is annotated as crocetin glucosyltransferase, chloroplastic-like. The record is from RefSeq and is a predicted model, not a curated record. Lineage: Eukaryota; Viridiplantae; Streptophyta; Magnoliopsida; Myrtales; Myrtaceae. Bases 450 to 1901 code for a protein of 483 amino acids. The transcript has a single exon. Gene Ontology annotation, molecular function: UDP-glycosyltransferase activity.
AUGCACAGAAGUGAGCACAGCAGCAUGCAUGCAGCGAAGCAUCCCGGAUCGGCUCAAUCACAUGAGCGCACGUUGAACUCUUCAGCCUCUUCGAUCCAUGGGAGAAGCAAAGACGAGGCCGUGCUUCUUUGCCUUGUCCACGAAUUCCAUCGCCCAGCGACAAGAUCUCGCCACCCACAUCACGACCCUCUGUCUCUCCGAAGAGCAAAAGAACAAACGGACGAACGGAAAAAACAAAAAUCAAAUGGAAAUGGAAAAUUAGUUUACGACUCUCUCCGAUUCGUCACCACAAACGUCACUCCAUCCCAACCUCAUCCUUCUAUUUAUACGAAUAUCACCCCCAGAAAACAUGUAAGUCGUUAAACUCCCACAAUUUCACUGGUAUCUGUGCCCAAUACCAACCGUAUAAGCAGCACCCACAGAAAAAAAAAAAAAAGAUUUCCUAAACCAUGGGCUCACACGCGCCGUCGCCACCACCCGCUGCUGCUGCCGUGGCGCCGCCCCACUUCCUCCUCGUCACGUUCCCAGCGCAGGGCCACAUCAACCCGGCCCUCCAGUUCGCCAAGCGCCUCCUCCGUGGCGGUGCCGAGGUGACCUUCGCCACCAGCGUCUCUGCCUGCAGCCGCAUGUCCAAGGGCCAGACCCAUUUGGAGGGCCUCCACUUCGCCGCCUUCUCUGACGGCUAUGAUGAUGGGUUCAAGCAGGGCGAUGACAUGACGCACUUCGUUUCCGAGGUCAAGCGCCGAGGCUCCGAGAAGCUGAAGGACCUCAUUGCAUCAAGCGUGGGCGAGGGCCGCCCCUACACCUGCUUGGUGUACAGCUUGCUCAUCCCAUGGGCAGCGGAGGUGGCACGUGAUUUCCACGUGCCCUCGGCCCUCCUGUGGAUUCAACCCGCCACGGUCUUGGACAUGUACUAUUAUUACUUCCACGGUUAUGGCGAAUUCAUAAAAAAUAAGUGCCUUGACCCUUCAUGUUCGUUCGAGUUACCGGGCCUUCCCUACAAGCUCACUAGCCGCGACUUGCCUUCAUUUUUGGCGCCGAACAGCUCCGGCGUAUACGCUUUCGCGUUGCCGGCUUUCAAAAACCAGCUCGAUACCAUCAACCAAGAAAACAAUCCAAGGAUACUGGUGAAUACCUUCGACUCGCUAGAGCCAGAGGCCUUGAGAGCGAUCGACAGGUACAACAUGGUAGGGAUCGGGCCAUUGAUACCCUCGGCUUUCAUCGAUGGGAUAGACCCGUCUGACACGUCCUUUGGGGGCGACCUCUUCCACAAGUCCAAAGACUACACGGAGUGGCUGGACUCCAAGGCCCCGGCAUCGGUCAUCUAUGUGUCGUUCGGGAGCACCGCGGUGAUAUCAAAGAGGCAGGCGGAGGAGCUCGCCUGCGCAUUGCUUGACUGCGGGCGACCGUUCUUGUGGGUCAUAAGAGCAGACCAAAACGGAAAGGAAGAGAAGGAUGAGGAUAGAUUGAGCUGCCUGCAGGAGUUGGAAGAGAAAGGAAUGAUAGUGCCGUGGUGCUCGCAGCUCGAGGUGUUGUCGCACCCGUCGCUCGGGUGCUUCGUAACACACUGCGGGUGGAACUCGACCCUCGAGAGCCUUGCGCUUGGUGUCCCUGUGGUGGCGUUCCCACAGUGGACGGACCAGGGGACAAAUGCGAAGCUCGUCGAGGACGUGUGGCGGACCGGGGUCCGCGUAAGGCCAAACGAGGAAGGGUUGGUGGAGGCGGAGGAGGUAAGGAGGUGCUUGGAGACGGUGAUGGCCGAUGGGGAGAGGAGGGAGGAGGUGAGGAGGAAUGCGGUCAAGUGGAAGGAGUUGGCGAGGGAGGCUGCGGCAGAAGGCGGGUCGUCAGAUAGGAACUUGAAGAAUUUCAUUAAAGAGGUUGGUCAAGGUUGUCAAUGCUAAGAUUGUGGAAGUAGCUUGCUAUAGGCUAUAGCAUGUGUGGUCACUGUGGUGUUUUGGCUAAGAGCACAUAAGUUCUGUGUCGGUGCUUCUCUCUAUGUUUUUUUUCUGUUAUAAAUGCUUCUUUCCAUUAUUUUCUAGGGAGGUUUGAUGAUGAUGGUAGGUUUGCUGCAUGAAUUUACUACGGAAUAAGUGAAAAUUUGGUGAAAAGACGGUCAUAUCAUGGAUUUACUCCAAUACUCAAAUGCACCAUAUUCUUUA